Myzus persicae (green peach aphid) is the source of this 1980-nucleotide messenger RNA. Its product is annotated as WD repeat domain phosphoinositide-interacting protein 2-like. Gene Ontology annotation, cellular component: extrinsic component of membrane; phagophore assembly site membrane; cytosol. Bases 505 to 1905 code for a protein of 466 amino acids. The transcript is spliced from 11 exons. Lineage: Eukaryota; Metazoa; Arthropoda; Insecta; Hemiptera; Aphididae. Gene Ontology annotation, molecular function: phosphatidylinositol-3-phosphate binding; phosphatidylinositol-3,5-bisphosphate binding; protein binding. The record is from RefSeq and is a predicted model, not a curated record. Gene Ontology annotation, biological process: autophagy of mitochondrion; protein localization to phagophore assembly site; nucleophagy.
CUGCGCGCGCGUGUGUGUUUGUGGGUGUGUGCAGUGCGCGUGUAACAGUCGACGCACCGCUGCCAUGGUCAAUAAGUGCUGAAAACUGUGCUAAACGAUAGCAUGCAGUUCGACGCGAAGAUCGCUAUAUGUAUAUAGUCGGCCGCCGCCGUAGGUACCUAUAACAACAACUGCACUGUUGUGGUUGUGAUAUGAUUUUUGCAAUACUUGCCGUCGUGUCGCUGUGAUUCUGUAUGUUUAUUAUUAUUAAUAUUUUGAUUUGAAACAUAAUAAUACUAUUAGAAAUAAUCGAAGUUUCGUUUUCUGUUUUUUUUUUUUUUUUGGUUUUUAAACGAGUAUUAUAAUUAAUUUUAAUACCUAAUUAUACGAGGCGUGUGCAAAACCUCCGGUUACAAUAACGGGAGUUCGAAGUGAAGAUGUGCUAAAAAAAAUAAAAAUUCGAAUUUUGUCGUCGCGAUAUCGUGAUUCGGCGUAUCGCACGCGCAUAUACCGGUAUUAUAUUUAAUGUCGAACGGUACUCCGGAACUCAAAUAUUUCAGUUUUGGUACCGCUGGUAAAAAAGUGUUGAGCAAGUCACUUGCUGUUGGUACAAAGACUGGAUAUCGUUUGUACUCAUUGUCUUCCGUUGAUAAUUUAGACCAAAUAUAUGAAAAUGAAUCUGAAGAUAUCUGUAUUGUGGAGAGGCUAUUCAGCAGUAGCCUGGUUGCAGUGGUCAGCUUGUCGUCGCCACGUAAGUUAAGAGUGUGCCAUUUUAAAAAAGGGAAUGAAAUAUGUAACUACAGCUACUCAAACACUAUUCUAGGUGUGAAACUAAACAGGGCUAGAUUAGUUGUAUGCCUAGAAGAAUCUUUGUACAUACACAAUAUACAUGACAUGAAGGUCUUGCAUACAAUCAGAGACACUCCACCUAACCCAGCGGGACUUUGUUGUCUGUCUACAAAUAGUGAUAUGUGCUAUUUGGCCUAUCCCGGUUCAAGUACAACCGGUGAAGUGCAAAUUUUUGAUGCCAUCAAUUUGCAAUCUGUGUCCAUGAUCUCAGCUCAUGAAAGUCCUUUGGCGGCAAUGGCCAUUAGCCACCAGGGUAAUAGAAUAGCGACGGCCAGUGAACGAGGCACAGUUAUUAGAGUGUUCAACAUUUCUGAUGGUGCCAAACUGUAUGAGUUCCGUCGUGGUGUUAAGCGCUGUGUCAGUAUUUGUAGCUUGGCGUUCAGUAUUGAUGGCUUGUACUUGUGUUCAUCAAGUAAUACUGAAACAGUGCACGUGUUCAAAUUGGAUGACACCAAAGAAAUUCCACAAAUGCCCGACGAACAACAAAGCUGGAUGUCGUUUUUGUCAAAAGCCGUUACUGCAUCAGCUAAUUAUUUACCGACUCAAGUAACAGAUGUGUUCAACCAGGGAAGAGCAGUAGCUUCAAUCCAUCUACCGUUUCAGGGACUAAAAAACAUUUGUACUAUAGUGAUGGUUGACAAAGUUUUAAGGCUCCUGGUUGCUUCAUCCCAUGGAUAUUUAUACGUUUAUAAUUUAGAUAUGGAAGAAGGCGGUGAAUGUACUCUUUGGCGUACUCAUAGACUGGAUGGCCAAUUAGAUGUAGUGGACAGCCCUAAACCAAUCAAAUUGAAGGAGGCCAAUAUAACCAAGUUAGACAAAAACAUGAGGACAGAAUCCUCAAUUGAUAAAAAUUUAGAUACUGGGACCGCAGUAGUGUUAGACACUAAUCAUAUGACUGAGGACUGCUUGGAUUACACACUAUCUGUAGCGAAUCCAGUCGGAAGUUAUGCUGGUGCCCUCAGGGGACAUCCUCCAUCCAGUCAGUCAGAUGCAGAGAAUCAUGUCGACAGCUUGACUGAUGUAUCCGAAGAUCGAUUUAACUUGAACGACGAUUCAGAGUUUCCUCCAGUUAUAUGAAACUUGCAUGCUUAUCAUUUGUAUUGUUAAAUUUUUGUUAAAUUGUUUGUCUUCAUAUUAUAUAUUUUUUUUUGA